GCCGUCUUAAGGAUGGAUGUUGGAUAAUUUAGCGAGAGCUUUAGCCAAAGACAAAAAGCACAUCACAAUUAAAAGUGACAUUUACUCUAACCACUCGUCACCCGAGGAUUUCACACUGAGCUUCUUUCAAUAGCAACAUAAUUGUAAACGCUGAAACAGAAUAUAAAUGCCUUUGUCACCAAAGCGACGGCGGAUGUGUUCAUUAAUUACGGGGUCGCAUCGUUGUUUAUCAAAGCUUGGAUCACCAACGAAGAAGACAGUCAACAUCUCAAUUCGUUCUUCUCAAAAUGGACAUGGAAACACAAGAAAACGCAGACUCUGAGGACUUUCGCAAGCGAAUGGCAGUCCCAAGUGGCUUCAGAAACCUGCUCGAGGGCCUGACUGUGGAAAUUUUGCGUUGCCGUCCGGAGAACAUUUAUAAAUUUGCUGCGGAUUAUUUCCAUAAAAAGUUGAAAGAACGCCAAGAGAAAGGGUACGAUGACUGUCUAUUGGGAUCACAGAUAGACGGCUAUUACAGGUAUGAACCUUCUGGGGCCAGUAAAAGAGAACUUGAUAAAGCAGCCACGAAAAUACAGUCAACAUUCCGGGGGCAUAAGGUGAGACAAGAAGCAAAAGCCUUGACGGAGACUGGGAAUGAGGGACAUCACCAAGAAGAAGAAACAUCAGCAGCCGCUGCAGAAAAUUUUGGCGGGAAAGAACACGAGGCUGCCUCUCGCAUACAAGCUGGUUACCGUGGUUACAAUGCUCGCCAGACAUUAAAGGCGCGAAACCAGGCAGCGACAAAGAUUCAAGCUGGAUAUCGUGGCUACACUGUUAGGAAAGAUUUGGAAGGAGGCGGCAUUUCGAGACCAAAUCGCAAAGAUAGCCCUGUUCCAUGGCGUGGAGAAGAAGAAGCUGCGGCUCUGAAAAUACAGUCAGCUUUUCGAGGGCACCGAGCCAGAGAAGCAAUCCGAAGUGAACGGAACAUGAACAUUGGUGAAAACGAAGGCAAAAUUAUGGCUGCUGAAAGCAUUGAGGAAAACGAGAGAAACCAAAUGGAGAAGAGUGUUAAUGCCGUCAAAGAUGCAAAAAUGGCGAGGGAUGACGCUGCUACCACGAUCCAAUCAAACUAUCGCGGCUACUACACUCGACAGCAGCUGAAGAACAAAAAUACCGCUGCAAUAACCAUUCAAGCUCAUUACAAAGGAUAUAGAGCACGAAAGAUUCGGCGCGCCAGAUCUGAAGCUGCCGUCACGAUCCAGAGCUACUACCGUGGUCACAGGACCAGAGAAAGUUUAAAAAAGCGAAGCUCCACCAAAACAUACUUGGAAGUGUCGGUUAGUGACGAGUUCGCGUUGCACCGUGACAGCCGCACAUCGUUCAGUCUUCCUGCAGGAGUGAAGUUCGAGGGGAACUUGGACGAAGACAGCGAUGAGGAGAUUGAUAAAAUGGUGGACAAACUAAAAGCGAUACAGGAGUCCUCUAGUCCAGAUCUUGCAGACGACAAGGCUGAUAGUUAGUUCAUACAUAGUGCGAAUAUAUACAGCAUGAAUUGUUCAAAGCAUAGGCAGUAUUGAUAGUUAUCCUCAUUUUCACAGCUUCUUCGGAUUUAACUAAAUCUUGUGCAAGCAAACUUUGAAGAAAAAAUUUGAGCAGUUUGCAAGUGAGUUGCUUUACUCCGCAUUGUGAUUGGUUCUAGAAAAUUCGUGCCAAUCCGUCAGCCAAUCAGAUGCAAACUUAGUCACUCGCGUUUUCCCGCGCUUUAGACAGUUUGCUAAAUUUACUUUGACUUUGGCUCUUAAAGGUAUUUUCCUACCUUCUGCCACUGUGAUUACUUAGGUUUCGGAUUUACGACACACAAUCCAAAAGCGCUCAAAUGCUGGAAUAUGAUAUCUGACAAUGAAGCGCUUUUCGUUUCGAGAGUUAGAAAAAAAAAUAAUGAAAUCAAAACCGAGGUGAUCACAACGGCCAGUAAAAAAGGAGGAAAAGUGUCAAUCAAAAUUCAAAGAAAUAUAGGUCAGCGGUUCGAGUGCAGGGAAACACGAGGCAGGAUUGGCCGCAUCUGAUUGGUUAAAAGGGAGACCAAUCACAGAGUAAAGAACUCCGGAUUCCUCUCGACAUUCAAUCGUAAAUUGCUCCAUGAGUCUUGACACAUUGCAAUAUCCUUAAGCGUCAAAAUGGUUGUCAAAAUGUUUCUGGUCAAAACUGCUCAAUUUCUGAAUUAAUCAUAACCAUUGCAAUUUCCUCAAAUGUAAUUGGUGCGUCAGAUGCUUUAUACAUCACUAAUCACUCUGUACAGUUGUAAUCGGACAGUUGGCUGUAAUCGGACAGCCAAUCACACUAAGUUCACUACGCUAAAUCCACCAAUCACAGAAUUGAUCGCAAUAACCAUAGCAACAACCACUCACCCUGAAAAGCAAAACUGGGAUAUUUCCAAAUUUUUUUGCUUUAGACAUUGUCCCUAAUAGAGAUGUUUAUCCUAAAUGUAUUUUAUUUUUCGGAAAUUGUUGUGGCUAUGAUUAAUGGUAACAGGAUUUCAUG
Messenger RNA from Pocillopora verrucosa, 2520 nucleotides. Its product is annotated as abnormal spindle-like microcephaly-associated protein homolog. Gene Ontology annotation, cellular component: spindle pole. Gene Ontology annotation, biological process: mitotic cell cycle; establishment of meiotic spindle localization; spindle organization. The record is from RefSeq and is a predicted model, not a curated record. Gene Ontology annotation, molecular function: calmodulin binding. Lineage: Eukaryota; Metazoa; Cnidaria; Anthozoa; Scleractinia; Pocilloporidae.